Vespa mandarinia (Asian giant hornet) is the source of this 2878-nucleotide messenger RNA. It is a transcript of the gene LPCAT, whose product is annotated as lysophosphatidylcholine acyltransferase. Gene Ontology annotation, cellular component: endoplasmic reticulum. Gene Ontology annotation, molecular function: calcium ion binding; lysophosphatidic acid acyltransferase activity. The record is from RefSeq and is a predicted model, not a curated record. Lineage: Eukaryota; Metazoa; Arthropoda; Insecta; Hymenoptera; Vespidae.
CUCUCUUUCUCUCUUUCUCUCUUUCUCUCUAUUUUCUCUCUCUCUUUCUCUCCCUCUCUCUCUUUAUAUAUAUAUAUAUACAUAUAUAUAUAUAUAUAUAUAUAUCCCGUCUUUCUCCGUUUUAAUCUUUUUUCGACCUUCUCCCACUUCCUACGAGCUACGUUACCUCUCAGUCUGUUUCUUCGCCGACGAGAAUCGUUAUUGACGAAGAGUGACGAGCGUCGUCGUUUCCCCUCGUCGUAUCAGACAAUAUUUAAGGACGCGUACUGGACAAAAAGAAACGAAACGUUAGCUCUCCACAUUCGGGAAAAGUAAGGUUCACGUGGAAAAAGAAAAAUGGAGGAAAUUAACGGGAGGGUAGGAAAGAAGCACGAAGAGGUGGAUGCUGCAACCCUCAGCGCCGAUCUCCUCAAUCCUUUCGUUCAUCGACUUGAACUCGACACGACCUACGAUAAACUCAAGACGGCAUUCUUGACGGUAGCUCUGUUACCAUUAAGGCUAGCUGCGAUUACUGUUUUAGUAAUAAUGGCCUGGCUUUUAGCUUGUUUGGGUCUCUAUGGACUUUCUGAAGAAGAUUUACGUCAAGCGCCUCUUAAAGGAUGGAGACGAGACAUGCGCAUCGUGAUCUGCUGGAUGAUGCGAGCAUUAUUCGUCUGUGGCGGAUUUCAUCAGCUGAAGGUGAAAGGUCAAAAAGCGGAAACAAAGGAUGCUCCAGUGCUAGCCCUUGCACCACACUCGAGCUUCUUCGAUGCACUUCCGGUCGUUUACCUUGGUGGACCGAGCAUAGUCGCCAAAGGAGAGACGGGCCGCAUUCCAUUCUUCGGAAAGCUCAUCAAUUACACGCAACCGGUCUAUGUAUGGAGAGAAGAUCCUAAUUCACGACAGAAGACGAUAAAGGAAAUAAUCGAACGUGCUACUUCGAAAGAAGAUUGGCCACAGGUAAUGAUUUUCCCAGAGGGUACCUGCACAAAUCGUUCGUGUCUGAUAACUUUUAAGUCAGGUGCUUUUUACCCAGGCGUACCUGUACAACCAGUGUGUAUAAGGUAUCCUAAUAAAUUAGAUACAGUUACAUGGACAUGGGAAGGUCCUGGAGCUUUAAAAUUAUUAUGGCUCACGUUAACCCAGCUGAAUAGUAGUUGCGAAAUUGAAUUCCUUCCUGUCUAUAAGCCAAGCGAAGCAGAGAAAACAGAUCCCAAACUUUAUGCGAAUAACGUCCGCCGUGUUAUGGCAGAAGCAUUAAAAAUCCCUGUAUCAGAUUAUACUUAUGAUGAUUGUCGAAUUAUCAGCAAGGCUCAUCAGUUACAUAUACCUCAUGCAUCCACCAUAAUAGAAGCUCACAAACUUCGAAAUAAACUUGGUUUGGCAGCAUCGAAAACCGAAGAAGAGCUUCUAGGGAAAAAAGCAGAAAAAUUCGGCGAGGAAGUAAAUUUGCAAGAAUUCGCACGGAUUCUUAGACUCGAUGAAAAAGAACCGACUACUCAGCAACUCUUUCGAAUUCACGAUCGAAAUGGCAAGGGCACGAUAGAUCUUGAAGAAUAUAUAUUCACGAUACUGGCAACGACAAAUGCUAAUUGUGAAUUGGAUAUGGUUGAAAUCGCGUUAGAUGUUUGCGGUUCUAAAACAUUGGAGUGUGUUAAUCUAGCAGAACUUAGAAAAGCUUUGAGGUUGUCAUUGCACUUACAAUCGGAGGAUGUUGACAAAAUUUUCCAACAAGCUUGCAAUAAACCUGGUGACAACGUAGUAACUUAUGAGGCCGCGCUUGGUGUAUUAGCUACACGAGCAGAAUUUUCGCAUCUAUUCACUGGGAAUUCUGAGACAAGGAAAAAGAAGACCAUUUGAGAGUGUGUCUUGGCCGCGUCUCGUAUUCCUCGAAGAAUUAGGGAGCAACGUGACUCCAAUAGGCCACUUCUCAGCCAAAUUUGUUCUAGCCCUGUAUAACUAGGUAAUUUCUUAUGCGGUCGUUGAGACUAUUUCCUCUCUAAAUAUAUGCUUAGCAGAUUUUUUAAAUAACAUCUAUAUCUUCAAUGAAAUAAUAACGUCUUCAAAAAAUUCUAUGGUGAUUGAUAAAUUGAGCUUGGAUAAUAAGCAUACUACUGAUCUAAUCGGAUUAUGAAUUGUUAUUAAAAAAAUGGGCGGAAAUCUUUUUCUAAGCCGUAUGAAAAUAAAAUACAGAUAUAUAUAUAUAUAAAUUAAUUCGAAUAAAAUAUUCGAAUUUGAAAAACAUUAAAGCAGUUCAAUAUUUGUUAUGUUUAUUAACAAUUUGAAUAAUCAUUUUUUUUUUUAUUUAAAUUCCGUUAUAAUGACGCUAUGAAAUAAAAUAUAUCAAAUCGAAUAGAUUUUACUUAUAAAGAAAAUGACACAAUUUAACAAUAUAAUUUAAUAAUUAUUGUCUUUGUAUUGUCUUAAAGUAUUUUUUUGUUCGAUCGACAAUUCAUUUCAACAAUUAAAAGUAGAAAUCAUUUAGAAUAGGCCUUAUUGUAUUAGUUAAAUAGGUAUUACAAUGAAUUUUUCACCUUUAUGAGGUUUCACACUCGGAAACAAAAUUAAGUAUGCAAUACAUGUUAAAACUUUUGUUAUAUAAAGGCAUGCAGAAUCCUUGCUGUGAGACUGGAAGAUAAGUCGGACGUAUCGUCCAUAGGAAACAUUAUUUAGUCCUAUAAUCGCUUUAGAUUGCUCAGGGUUUGUAAAAUGCGAAAAUUAUUGAAUGAGUGCUCAAUUAUUUUAUGUUUGUGGAAAUUAAUCACAAAGAUCUGCUCGGUCACUUGAUCGAGUUUCUAGUAAAUUAAAGUAUACUAAUUAUGAGUACCUAGAAGUUGAACAUGCAUUUAGAAUAAAUAUGUUAUAAAAUUUAUUCUUUGCUCGAUAACAAUACAUACUA